AUGCAAGAAGCGCACACUAGUGACUCUGGGACGAACAACGAUGGGGUGUCAUCACCUGAGGAUCGUGGAAAUUUUCAUGAAAGCCUGCAGAUAGACAUGAAGGGGUUGGUGGGGGAUGCCGUUGGAAACAUGAGUAUCAGCCCGGCUUCUCGGGACAUUGUUCUUGCUGCACGCAGAGGUCUAUUCAUAAUUGACCUGGAAGCACCUCUGGAAAUUCCCCGCUUCCUUCCCCAGGGUGGCACAUGGGAUGUAGCAGACGUUCAAUGGAAUCCACAUACUUCCCGAGCACAGUACAUCGUUUCUACUUCCAGCGAGAAAUUAUUGAUAUGGAAUCUCAUGGCCACAGGAAAGUCAAAUAUCGAACACAUUCUCUACGCUCACUAUCGCGCUAUCACUGACAUAAACUGGCAUACAACCGAGUUCGACACCGUUGUCAGCACCGGUAUUGAUAGUUGGGUAUGGGCAUGGGAUCUUAGAGAACCUCGAAAGCCCAUAUUCGGUAUGUCAAGCAUACCUCUACUGACUCCGGGGACCCAAGUCAAAUGGAGUCGUCAAGAUGCUAACAUUCUCGCCUCUUCACAUUCCACCGAGGUGCUCAUUUGGGAUAGGCGUAAAGGUUCUCUUCCUAUCUCCAGAAUUGCAGCUCACAACUCCAAAAUAUACGGCAUUGACUGGUCUUACCAGGAAUCCAAUGAGAUAGUCACUUGUUCAUUAGACAAGACGAUCAAAAUAUGGGAUGUGAACGCUACUCCUCAGGAACCCAAAACUGUGAUACACACGGCAUACCCUGUUUGGCGUGCUAGGAACUUGCCGUUCGGCAACGGUGUAAUGAGUUUAGCGCAGAGAGGGGAGGCCAUUCUUGAGAUGUAUGCGCGCUCUGACACAACGACACCCGUGGACGUGUUCGAAGGACAUACAGAUGUCGUAAAGGAAUUCGUCUGGAGGAGGGGCGGAAAGGACGACUCAGACAUCCAGCUUAUAACGUGGUCAAAAGACCGGACCUUACGGUUCUGGCCGGUCGACCCAGAAUCCCUGCGGAAAGUUGGCCAUAGUCCACCGAUCUCACGAGGACGCAAAAUGGCUACCGAUGAACGACGUACCUUCUCUUUCCGAAACCCUCCCCAAGCUUCCAAAAACUCCCCGCUUUUGUCGGCACCUGUUGGUCAUCGUUCAAUUCUUGCCGAGGUUCGUGCUGGUGCCCCUCCUCACGAGAAAUUAGUGGCGUCUUCAACACCAACUCCGCACUCUCGAUCUCGAGCUUCCAAACAGCCUGUUACUGUCUCAUACAAUAAGAUGACCAGGGGAAAUGCCGGUAGUAAAUUCGUUACCACGAGAGUCGAUGCGUUGACUUGGCUAUCAAGUGUUAAGGUGGGGGAGAAACGAAGAGGGAGCUCAUCAGGUCCUGGUAGUGGCCACAAUAGUGCGGAGGUAUCAAGGAUGGGUUCCAGAUCUCGAGGCAACUCGGGUCCGGGAGACACUGUAGGAAACGAUAGCAAAAAGAGGAGCGAGAGCAGAAAUAGACUCCUAGGCGAGGAAGCGAAUCAAUCGUUACAGGAUGAAAUUACAUCUGCGCUCACGAAAUUGGCCGCUUGGAAAGUUACGCUGGAGAAGCACGAUUUAACGAAGAAACGAACGUGUACAUUAGGACUUUACGGCCCUUGGGGAGAAUCUUCAACCGUCUUCAUGAGAGUCACGUUCACGUUCCCUCGAGAUUAUCCUCAAGCAACACACCCCGAAGGGACGCCGACCGUGAAUCUUGAACAAAGUCCCCUUAUUUCUAUCAAGAAUCGCGCCUUUAUCCUUCGACGUCUGAAGGGGAUCAGAGAAACUCGAAGGCCCUGUCUUGAGGCUUGCCUGAGGUUUCUUCUUUGCGCCAACGAGGAAGAGAAUGGACGAACAGAGGCGCGCAACCAUAUGGACUCUGGAUCCUCUGAUGACGACGACGACGAAAAGAAAGGCAAGGACUUGGCUCUGGCGCUGAGGAAUCACAAGAACUUGGCCGAGCCGUGUACAUCUCAAGGGACGUUUGGUCCAAAUGGGGAGUUUGUAUGUUUCUUCCGUGCGCCACCAAGGAUCGUACGCCACGUUCUACGUGGUAGCCGCUCUGAUUCUCCGACAAAGCCGUCAACACCCCAAAAUUCUUCAAGCACCGUCAACAUCUACCAGUCUCCAUCGCUCGUCGCAGACGCCGUCCGCCGUCUUGGCACCAUCGCUUCUGAUCGUUCCGGCAAGUCAGCCGAUUCGCGCCAGUCUGACAACGGGGACAACAUUCUGCGUGUUAUGACCAAUUUUUUCACGUUUUCUCAGGAACGUUUUCGGAAUAAUUUUGACUCGCGGCCACAGGGAGAGGUGCCCGAUCACUUUGUGAUUCCGUUGCGGCGCAGUACGCUCUCCAUCGGGACGAUAUCGCACCUUGCCGGGAGUGACAAGAAGGUUGCUCUGCGUUAUGUGUUUCAGUCGCAUAGUCUCUCGGAUGUCUGUGCCAGGAACGCCGUUGUAGCGAGAGAGUAUCGCCGGUUUGAUCAUGAGCGGAUAUUCAUUACUCUUGGUGCUUUGUUCCAUGUCGAGGGACCAGUGCAAGACACCGACUGGAUUGUCAAGUCGAGUCCUCUAAUAUGGCAAGUUAUACGUCGUCUUACUGCGGAGCUAUCUCAGCAAAAAGACGUGCAAAUGUUAGCGAUGAUGUCCAUGAUAGUGCUUCAAGCCUUUGAUACUCGCGAGUCUUUAGAGAACAUAAUGAGAAGUCCGGAUCCUAAGAGCGUGAACGCGACUCCUCUGCGUUCUGGCCAUUCCGAUGGUUUCGACUACUUCAGUAUGACGAGAAGUAGGCCAGACCGUGACAGUCUGAAGUCGCCUGUAUGGCCUCGUCUUCCUUCUGCGUCGCCCAACAUCUUGAAUUCGGCGCCUUCUAUAUCAUCCUCUUCCUCUUCCCGGGGUUCCUGGUCAAGUCUAUUCAACACCGGCACAAUGCGACAGCUCAUGAGCGGUGUACAAGACAGCAUCAAAGAUGGACUAGCGACGCCAACCAUGGAGAGUCGACCUCUGCUUGUCACGUCGGGAUCGAUACCCAUUCCUCCUAGUCGAAGUGAUCGCGUGCGACAUGGUCCCGAUUCGCCGAAGCCGUCUCAGAGUAAAGGACCACGGAAGGACGUUGCAGUGUCUAAAUCUUGGAACGAAAAGGAGACUCAAAGUCAUAGACAAUCGGUGUCGUUCUCACCUGCAUCAAUAUCGAUGCAAUCACAUGGAUCUAGCGUUGGCCAGGACGAAAGGCACGUACCAUUCAUUACUCACGUCCAUUACCGCCGAUGGCUGAUCUCCUGCCCUUGUAGUCCUGCGCCUUUGUUCGAGAGAUCCGAAAUCCAACAGUUCCUAAAUUCUGUGUACGUCUAUGCUGAAGUGUUAUUUAGCUGGCAGCUGUACCAUAAGCGACUCGAGCUGCUGAAGGCGGUUCACGGACGAGAGAUGUCUUGGGAUAUCGGUCAGCACGAGAUCGGUGAGUGUAUUGUUCACAGGUGUACGGUUUUCGGCUGUCAGGGCGAUAUUCCGCAUGGCGUUAGUGUAUGUACUUCAUGCAGCCAUCGGGCGGUGAUGCCUUCAUGUUCCGUUUGCCGUCUUCCUGUCAAAGGCCUUUCGCGAAGCUGUGUGCACUGUCUUCAUGUGCUUCAUAUAUCAUGCUCAAAAACGGCAAACGUUGCGUCCUGUCCCUCGGGUUGUGGAUGUUGUUGUAAAUGGAGCUAA
Messenger RNA from Desarmillaria tabescens, 3738 nucleotides. RefSeq lists its product as uncharacterized. Gene Ontology annotation, biological process: cellular response to amino acid starvation; positive regulation of TORC1 signaling. Gene Ontology annotation, molecular function: protein binding; signaling adaptor activity. NCBI's taxonomy places the organism in Eukaryota, Fungi, Basidiomycota, Agaricomycetes, Agaricales, Physalacriaceae. The record is from RefSeq and is a predicted model, not a curated record. Bases 1 to 3738 code for a protein of 1245 amino acids. Gene Ontology annotation, cellular component: vacuolar membrane; Seh1-associated complex. The transcript is spliced from 13 exons.